Molecule: messenger RNA, 3690 nt
Organism: Alosa sapidissima (American shad)
Lineage: Eukaryota; Metazoa; Chordata; Actinopteri; Clupeiformes; Clupeidae
Gene: sfmbt1
Product: Scm like with four mbt domains 1
Exons: 21
Coding region: 149-2734 (861 amino acids)
Biological process (GO): regulation of DNA-templated transcription
Cellular component (GO): nucleus
Molecular function (GO): histone binding; transcription corepressor activity
Source: RefSeq, a predicted model, not a curated record
UGUGAAGCUAGGCGGCAGAACAUGCGCAGUGGCAGUUUGUGCCAUAUUGGAAUGAGGUCGUGAACGGCUAGGCGGAAAAAGAUACUGCAUCUAAAACCGACUUGAAAAACUCCUUACUGCUGUGAGACCGUCUGUAGGGGGAGCCAACAUGAGCCAUGAGCCACUGGAGUCUGAUGGUGACUCUGGUCAGGAUGUGUGUGACUUCAACUGGGAUGAAUACCUGGAGGAGAAUAGCACCUUGUCAGUCCCUCAUCAUGCUUUUAAACAUGUGGACCAGGGCCUUCAGACAGGACUGGCCCCUGGCAUGAAGCUAGAGGUAAGCGUGCGGGGUGAAGAAGAUGGGGCAUACUGGGUGGCCACCAUAAUCACCACCUGUGGACAGCUGCUGCUCCUGCGCUAUGAGGGUUACCAGGACGACCGGCGCGCCGACUUCUGGUGCGACAUCAUGACAGCCAACCUUCACCCGCUGGGCUGGAGCCGUCAGCAGGGGCACCCAGUGAGACCCCCAGAGGGUGUGCGGGAGAAGCACCCUGACUGGGAGGCCCUGCUGGAGAAAGCCCUCUCAGACAGCUGCAGUGCCCCUGCCCACCUGCUGGAAGGGGCGCAGCAUGUGCUGAACCCGCUGGACCUGUUGGCCUCCGGCACCAGCCUGGAACUGCAGGACAGCCGUGACGCAGCGGUAGCUUGGGCCGUCAUCAUCGAGGACAACGUGGGCGGGCGGCUGCGGCUUCGCUACCACGGCGCCGAGGCUCUCCCCGACACCGACGCCACCCUGUGGCUGUUCUACUUGAGCCCUCUGCUCCAUCUGCCCGGCUGGGCCCAGGAGACUGGCUGCACGCUCAGACCCCCGGCUGCACUGCUCCCUCUGCGCACUGAGGAGGAGUGGGACAAGGUCAGACAAACAAUCAGCUCUUUGCCCCAGGACUCCACUAUCACGGAGGUGUUCCAGAAGGACCGGCCAGCCAUCAGCUCUCACAGUUUCACUGAGGGAAUGAAACUGGAGGCAGUAGACCCUGCAGCUCCAUUCACUAUCAGUCCUGCCACAGUCAAGAAGGUGUUCGGAGUGCAGUACUUCCUCGUAGAGAUAGAUGACCUGCGUGAAGACGCCAAGAGCCGGGUGUUCCUCUGCCACAGGGACAGCCCGGGCAUCUUCCCCGCCCAGUGGAGCCUGAAGAGCGGCGUGAGGCUGAGCCCCCCUCUUGGUUUCCAGGGGCAGGACUUUGAUUGGGCUGACUAUCUUAAGCAACAUGAAGCAGAGGCUGCUCCCCAACAGUGUUUCCCACCUGAGCCAUCUGAUCAGUGUUUCAAAGAGGCCAUGAUGCUGGAGGCAGUCAAUCCCCUCUGUCCUGAAAAUAUCCACGUGGCAACUGUCACCAAGGGCAAAGGUCACCAUAUCUGGCUCCGACUGGAAGGGCUCACGCAGCCAGUCCCAGAGGUGAUUGCUCAUGUGGACUCCAUGGACAUUUUCCCAGUCAGCUGGUGUGAAACAAAUGGUUACCCACUGCAGUUCCCACGCAAGCCUCGGGUGGAGAAGCAGAAGAAAAUUGCUGUGGUGCAGCCUGAGAAACAAGUCCCACCCAAAGACUCUUUUACUGAUGCCCUCAAGCAGCAGAUGAACAUGCAGGCAGACACCGCUGGACAAGCCAAUGGGAAGUACUGUUGUCCAAAGAUCUACUUCAACCAUCGCUGCUUCUCUGGGCCAUACCUCAACAAGGGGCGCAUUGCGGAGCUUCCCCAGUGUGUGGGGCCGGGGAACUGUGUUCUAGUGCUGAAGGAGGUGUUGACUCUGCUGAUAAACUCGGGCUACAAGCCAAGCCGUGUGCUGAGAGAACUGCAACUGGACCAGGAGGGCCGCUGGAACGGUCACGGCGAGACUCUGAAGGCCAAGUAUAAGGGCAAGACUUACAGAGCCACAGUGGAGAUUGUUCGCACCGCCGACCGGGUGGCUGAAUUCUGCAGGAAGACCUGCAUCAAGCUGGAGUGCUGCCCCAACCUGUUUGGCCCACGGAUGGUUCUGGAACGCUGCUCUGAGAAUUGUUCUGUGCUUACCAAGACCAAAUACACAUAUUACUAUGGUAAGAAGAAGAGCAGACGUGUGGGCAGACCCCCUGGGGGACACUCCAACCUGGAGGGUGGCGGCAAGAAGCUGGGCAGGAGGAGGAAGAGGAGGAAACAGCUGUUUGUUCACAAGAAGAGGCGAACAGCCUCCGUCGACAACACACCUGCUGGCUCCCCACAGGGCAGCGGUGAGGAAGAGGAUCUUGACGAGGAUGAUUCCCUGAGCGAGGAUUCUGGGUCGGAGAAUCAGGAUGACCUGCAAGAUGACUCUGAGUAUUCCGAAAAGAAGUCCCAGCCGCCGACACCCUCGCCCUCCCCUCCUGAGACGCCGCGGCCCACUCGCAGACGACGCAAAGCCCGCUCUCCCUCCUACUCUGACGACGAGAACCGCCCGCCCUCGCCGAAGAGCCCCCGCAGCGAGGCCCCCCAGAAACUGUGCUUGGAGAGCAGCCCACUGGAGUGGAGUGUGACGGACGUGGCGCGCUUCAUCAGGACAACAGACUGUGCUCCGCUGGCACGCAUCUUCAUGGACCAGGAGAUUGAUGGACAAGCUUUGCUGUUACUUAACCUGCCGACUGUUCAGGAGUGUAUGGACCUGAAGUUGGGCCCAGCUAUCAAACUGUGUCACCACAUUGAACGAGUCAAGCUCGCUUUCUACCAGCAGUUCGCCAGCUGAGAGCUUGCUACCCCUUGGCCAGAGGAUUCGCCUUGGCCUGCUACGCAGCUGUCCUGUUGUCUAUACCCAUCCCCCAAGCCCCCAAGAAGAAAACUGCACAAAGUGCUGCACAAACUAAUUGGCUGAUUGCAUGGGGUUCAAAUGGAUUGUUGGCUUCAUAUGCAUUUGCCCCCAAUAAUUUUUUUUUUUUUUAAUUUAAUCAGAGGGUUAAAGGAGUUAUUGUCUGUCUGCUUGACACCUUGAGAUGGAAAAUCAGGUCCACACAGUGUCCUUGAAGGUCCAGGACACUUUGUUUCUUGUUAUGAACUUGACCAACUGUAGAGCGGAUGACAAUGCAAGAAUCCAAGCACAAAGACCAAUAAAACGUACUGUAUGUGGCAUGAGAGGUGUACAUAGUGAAAGAUGAGUGUGUGUGUAUAUAUUGUAAAUAUCAGAUGUUCCUUCACAGGAAUGAUGUGUUCGGAUGUUGUUGUUUUUUCUGGAAGUUAGUGUGUUAUGUACAAACAGAACAUCAAAGUUCAGUUUGUUCCUCAUGAGCUUAACAGCUUUAUGCUCUAACAACAAAAUCUAUAUUUCAUACAGUGUGUUCUGUUUGUUUGUUUUCCUUUAAUACUGGUGUAGAUGUCUGUCUGUAUUUUAUUUCAGGCAGAAAUAAAAUUGCAAAAAGUGGAAAGGAAGCCACUGCAAACAAAUCAACAAAUGAGAUGAGGCAGAUUCUUUUUUAUGUCUCAGGUGAAUUUAUCCUCAUGUGCCCAGAACUGAACUUCCAUUCGUCAUCUUUUUGUUCCUCAUCUUCAUUCUGUAAGCAUCUGUAGACGUUUUUCCGUAGGUAUGUUUGUAAUCUACCUGUGCCGUGUUGAUUUUUAUUCAUUUUGGGUCAAAACUGAAAUUAUAUUAAUUUUGAAUAUAUGUGUUUGUGUAAUACAAUUGUUAUUUAAAGAAAACGUGAAAUAAAA